Menidia menidia (Atlantic silverside) is the source of this 2010-nucleotide messenger RNA. NCBI's taxonomy places the organism in Eukaryota, Metazoa, Chordata, Actinopteri, Atheriniformes, Atherinopsidae. The record is from the annotation of a GenBank genome assembly.
UUGAGGCAGACGAAGAGCGUCAACGGAAAACUCAGGCGAAGAAGAAGAAUUUAACGGUUCCCGGUUGUGGAGCCGUCCCCGUUUCCACGGUGCCGACGCCUAACAAAUUUUUGGGGACUUGAAAGCAUCACCAGUAAAAUCGGCGAACUAUUUGUUUGACUCAACUCCCAGAGAUGUUUACCCAACGGGAAGCUUUGCGUUGACAGCUAGCCACGUCAAGGUCCGUCGGUGCAGCUUAAAGACCCACAACAAUGGAGGAGGGCUCUGAGGUGAUGGAGGACAUUGUGUUUCGAGGAGUGGAGUUUUCUGUUAAGAUCGAGUUGGACAAGGGUGUGUUGAUAGUGGAAAUCUCUGACUCGCUGACAGCGGAUCAGUGGAGAGGGGAAUUUGAUCCAGCGUAUAUCGAAGACCUAACUCGCAAAACUGGCAACUUCAAGCAGUUUCCGAUCUUCUGCAGCAUGUUGGAGUCGGCUGUUAGAAGUACGAGUGAUUCUGUAACCCUUGACCUCUUGACCUAUGCCGACCUGGAGCUGCUACGCAACAGAAAAGCCGGAGUGGUCAGCCGUCCCCGUAGCAACCAGCAGUCCACCGCCCUCACGGCCAAGAGAUAUCUCAUCCUCAUCUACACCGUGGAGUUUGACAGGAUCCACUACCCGCUACCGCUGCCAUAUGUGGGGAAGCCUGACCCGGCCGCCCUGCAGAAGGAGAUCCGAGCCCUGCGGGCCGAGCUCAGCGCUCACGCCUCACACAGAGUCAACCAACCUGCCGACCUGGAAGUCCAGAGGCUGCAGGCAGAGCUAGCUGCUGUGAAGGAGGAGAAGGACGCCCUGGCCAAAGCUCUGGAGCGGCUGCAGAUGAGCGAAGGCGCCUCCACGUCCGGCCGGGGGGACUGGAGGAUCGGGGACGUGGUGAGGACUCUGGAGGAGCAGCUGGUCAGAGAAAGGGCCAAAAGCCAGCGCUCCACCAGCAAAAAGACCCUGGAGCAGCGCCUCCUGGUGGAGCAGCUAGCGGAGUUGCGAGCCUCCGAGUGUGCUUUGCGUGUUCGAGUUAAGAGUCUCACCAACGAGCUGGCGCUGCUACGGAGAGGCCGGGUGACCCCCGUGUCCGGCGGCCACCUCGGCUCUCGGCUGGACGGCGAGGCCUACCGCUCCGUUUCCCGGGAGAGGAGGUCCGGCUACGGGGCGGCGAGGGCCCGGUCGGGCUCCAGGGAGCGGCCGGAGGACCGGGCGCUCCGGUCGGGGGAGCGGGGAAGGAGAGCGGACUCCUCAGGACCGCACGCCCGCAUACCCCGGCUCUCACCGUCGCCCACCGGGUCCCGGGUGACGCGCUUCGACCCCACGGCUUACAUCCAGGACAGGCAGCGCAGGCAGAAGGAGGCGGAGUUCAAAAAGCAGAGGAAGGUGCGAAGGGACAUGCUGGCGUCGCCCGUGGCCCCGGAGAGGGGCCGCUCCCGCUCCCGGGAGGCCUGUCCUCCGGGGGCCCGGGCCGGCAGCAGGGGCAGGAGCCUCUCUGUGGAGCGCCGGGGCAGCAGGAACUCCUCCGAGAGCUCGUUAGUGGAUAUGGAGGAGAUGUCCAAAAACCUGUUCAGAGGAAGGAAACAAGUUUUUAAUGGACCUACUGUGCCUAGAGGCAGCCAUCCGAGCAGAAAGCCCUACUGCAGCACACCAACACAGAGAGUUAGACACAAAGAGAGCUCUUUAGACACGGGCGCCGAGCUGUCAGAAAUCGACGCCAGACUGCAGGCUCUGCAGGAGUACAUGAGGGAUUUGGACACGGGACACUAACCGGCGGCCCACCUCACCUGGACGUUACCGGGCAGCUGCACGGCGCCCAGCUGUGGUCACCGACGGAAACAGGAACAAGCGGCGUGUUCGGAGUUUACGCCGAGACUCAGUCAGGAAACUACAGCAUCACUGUGAAGGUCACUGGACUAGUUUUUGUGGACCAUCUUUUUUUUUUUUUUUUUUAGUAACUUAAAUAUAACAUGUUGGACUUUUUUUUUUUUUUUUU